GUUUCCCCUACACGCGCACUGACAGACCGUCCUCAGUUGCUAAGUAACCUCUGCAGGGGGCGGCUGCUGCAUCGCCGGAUGCUGCUGUAGCUAGUACACAAGAGAUCAAACUGUGCCGUUUCAGACGCAAAACUUUGAUAAGGAGGAUGGAAGAGGGCUCUGAGUUAUCUCUGACCAUCGCUCAGAUCGUGCAGCGGCUGAAAGGAAGCCAUUUACACUCUCAGAUAGAGAGACAAGCCAAAGAGUGUUUACAUCAACCUGAGAUAAAAUUGGAGUCCCUUAAAGAGGACGUACGCAGUUUUCUCAAAACAUCAGGAUGGGAAAGGCAGCUACAGAAUGCAGUGUACAGAGAGCUGCAUGUCCAACUGCCCCCGAGCCAUCCCACGGCUCCUCCAGAGCAUCUCAAAGAGCCGCUGGCCUACAUGCGCAAGGCACAGGCCAGCUGGGAAAAGCGUGUCCUCAAAAGCCUGAACAGCAUGAGUACAGAGCUUGGAGUGCCUCUGGCUCGCAUGAGGCCCCCAGUGGAGCAGAAGGAGCUCACCAACAAAUGGAACGAGAUGGGCACAGAUGAACCAGAUUUAACUCGCUUUAGGCCUGUAUAUGCCCCUAAAGACUUUCUGGAGGUGUUAAUCAGCUUGCAGAACCCGAAUCAUGAUAGCAGCGAGGACGUCAGUGUCAGGAGCCACUGGGGUCUCAUCCAGGUUCCCCUCAAUGUCAGGGACAUCCCACAGCUGAGACAAGCCUACUCAGAGCUGAACCUGACCUCUGGGCAGUUGGGGAUUGAUGACCAUGCACACAUUCAUCCAGACUUGUUUGAAAAUGAGUAUGUUCAAAUGGGGAAAAAAGUGGUGUUGGAGCAGGACAGUGCAGCAGCGCAGCAGUACAGUAGGCAGGGCUGUUCCACUGGGCUCCGGGCAGACCUGUGGGCCCUCAUCCUUAACUCUACUAACCAGCCACAGGAUGUGAUGCAUUAUGAACAGCUGACGGCUGGAGUUAUACAGCAUGAUCUGCUGGUGGACAACCUCAUCUAUAAGGAUGUGAAGCUCACCGCCAGUAAUGACGACUACUACUUUGUGUUUGAAGAUUUCCUCUAUCAGGUGUUGCUGUGUUUCUCCCGAGACACCGCCGUCUUGGAGCACUUCAAAUACAACAGUGCCACUCCUCCUAAAUCCUUCAUCCAGGGUAGAGGAGGAGAUGAGGAGUGUGCUGUUGUUUAUCCUCCCAACGGUGUAAUCCCUUUUCAUGGGUUUUCAAUGUAUGUGGCACCUUUGUGUUUCUUGUACAACGAGCCAUCCAAGCUAUACAGUGUAUUCAGGGAAAUGUACAUUCGCUACUUCUUCAGAUUACACUCCAUCUCCUCCUCUCCUUCGGGGAUUGUGUCUUUGUGCCUGCAGUUUGAGCGGCUGCUCCAGUCCCACCUGCCUCAGCUCUUCUACCACCUUCGACAGAUCGGGGCGCAGCCCUUGCGCAUAGCCUUUAAGUGGAUGGUACGUGCCUUUUCUGGCUAUCUGUCUACUGACCAGCUGCUUCUUCUCUGGGACCGAAUCCUGGGUUACGAUUCACUGGAGGUAGUUGCAGUCCUAGCAGCCGCUGUGUUUGCUUUCCGUGCUGAGAACCUGAUGGAAGUGACGUCACUGGCCUCAGCUGAGGCUGUCCUCGCUGACCUUUCAACUCUGAAAGUCAUGCCGCUCAUCCAGAUCUUUCUAUUUGCCACCGCCAUCUGAGGAGCAGGGGAACUACAGGAAUAUGAGUAGUGGUACGUACAUACCACUUGGAGCAUAAAGAGACACUCCAAAAAUGCCACUUUGCAAUGCCAUAACCACACCAACACUAUAAAUCAUCCAUCAAGAACCACCAGGUUAGAGUGUGGGAUAUCAAGAAAUAAUGAACCUACACACAUUACAGACUUCAUCUUGCACUAGUUCAAG
Messenger RNA from Sander lucioperca (pikeperch), 1928 nucleotides. RefSeq names its product TBC1 domain family, member 19 (gene tbc1d19). The coding region runs from base 147 to 1724 and encodes 525 amino acids. NCBI's taxonomy places the organism in Eukaryota, Metazoa, Chordata, Actinopteri, Perciformes, Percidae. The transcript is spliced from 22 exons. The record is from RefSeq and is a predicted model, not a curated record.